UUAUCAUUCAAUUUUUUCCAUAAUGGCUGUGUUUACUACACGAACUCUAACUCUCCAAAGGCUAUCGAAAUUAUUUGAAAAAAGGUUCAUAUCAGUGUCCAAAACACUUUCCAAAGAUAUGACUGUAAGAGAUGCUAUCAAUGGCGCAAUAGACGAAGAAAUAGAAAGAGACGACCGCGUCUUUCUUAUAGGAGAAGAAGUGGCACAAUACGACGGUGCAUACAAAGUGUCCAGAGGUUUAUGGAAAAAACAUGGCGACAGAAGAGUAGUAGACACUCCCAUAACCGAAAUGGGCUUUGCAGGCCUAGCCAUUGGUGCUGCUAUGGCUGGUCUAAGACCAAUUUGCGAAUUUAUGACAUUUAAUUUUUCAAUGCAAGCAAUAGAUCAAGUAAUUAAUUCAGCUGGAAAAACACUCUACAUGUCUGCCGGUAUGGUGAAUGUCCCUAUAGUAUUUAGAGGACCAAAUGGGUGUUCUUCCGGGGUGGCAGCUCAACAUUCACAGUGCUAUGGUGCUUGGUAUUCACAUUGUCCUGGGUUAAAGGUGGUCGCACCUUAUAGCUGUGAGGAUUGUAGAGGACUUCUAAAAUCGGCUAUACGUGAUCCAGACCCUGUUGUUUGCUUGGAAAAUGAAAUAAUAUAUAAUAGUACAUUUUCGGUGUCAGAUACAGCUUUAUCCAAAAAUUUCCUUAUACCUUUUGGUAAAGCGAAAAUUGAAAUUCCUGGAAAACACUGUACACUAACUUCAUAUGGUAGGGCUAUGGAAGCAACUUUAUUGGGAGCACAUGAACUUAAAAAGCAAGGUAUAGAAUGCGAAGUAAUAAACCUGAGAUCCUUAAGACCUUUGGACAUAGAAACAAUACAUAAAUCAGUAUCAAAAACUCACCAUUUAGUAUCAGUGGAACAGGGAUGGCCCCAAUGCGGUAUUGGUGCUGAAAUUUUGGCCUGCAUAAUGGAAAGUGAAGUUUUUUACCAAUUAGAUCAACCAGCACAAAGGCUCACAGGUGUAGACGUACCGAUACCUUAUGCAAUUGAGUUGGAAAAGAUCUCAAUACCACAACCAAAAGAUGUCGUGGAAAUGGUGAAGAAAUUAUUAAAGAAAUAACUUAAUUAGUUUUGAAUUAAUAACGUUUAAUUAGUAAAAUG
Brassicogethes aeneus is the source of this 1143-nucleotide messenger RNA. The record is from the annotation of a GenBank genome assembly. Lineage: Eukaryota; Metazoa; Arthropoda; Insecta; Coleoptera; Nitidulidae.